Messenger RNA from Anopheles maculipalpis, 753 nucleotides. Its product is annotated as larval cuticle protein LCP-30-like. The record is from RefSeq and is a predicted model, not a curated record. The transcript is spliced from 3 exons. Bases 1 to 753 code for a protein of 250 amino acids. Gene Ontology annotation, cellular component: chitin-based extracellular matrix. Gene Ontology annotation, molecular function: structural constituent of chitin-based larval cuticle. Lineage: Eukaryota; Metazoa; Arthropoda; Insecta; Diptera; Culicidae.
AUGCGUCUCCAUUGGAGCAUUUUUCUUCUAGGAGGCGUGUUGGCGUUUGCUGCAGCACAAAAUGAUGGUAAAUAUAGGCCAUCGCCCAGCGAGCUAACCACCCAACGGCCUCGUUACCGACCGUACACUGACAGCAGAUACCUUCAGUAUCCGUACAACACUUAUCGUUACGCGAACGAUCGCCGCUAUUACAAUCGGAACGAUGGCCGAUACAACCCUGGCAAUGAUGGUAAAUACGUACCAAGGAAUGAUGGACGCUACGUACACGUUGACUACCGUUACAAGCACAUUGAAGGACCUGCCGGUAGUGGAACGGGUCGUCAAGGAUCUUCGGGUGGUGCCGGAGGUGGAACAGGAGUAAGCUCACGUGCUUCAGGAACGAGCGCUACUGGAGCUGAUUCCAAUCCACCGAAACCGGUAACAACUACAUCUUCACCAUCUACGCCACCACCGACUCCAGUACCUACGCUGGCGCGGAUUGCUCAGGUCAAGGUCGCUCCCAAGCCAGCCUAUGCUCCCGAUGGAUGGAAAAUAAUUCGUCUGGAAAAUCAAGUCGAAAACGAUGGCUAUCACUAUGUAUUUGAAACCGAAAACGGUAUCCUCGCCGAAGAGGCAGGUCGCAUCGAAGACAAGGGCACACCUGCGGAAGGACUUCGUUCGCAAGGUUUCUAUCAGUACGUCGGUGACGAUGGAGUCGUCUAUCGUGUCGAUUAUGUCGCGGAUGGGAAUGGUUUCCUACCACAGGUACGAUGA